GCUUCGUCUUUCACCCCCCGUUUCUUCUCCCUCUCUCACUCGUAGCUUCUUGAGAUCCCGCGUUUAUUUCUUUUCCUUCAUUCUAUCUGUUUGCUGCCUCCUUAAAAGUACCUCUCCUUUUUCUGUCUCUUCUCUCUCUCUGACUGAGGAAGCUUCAUUUUGUCGCCCAUACCUGAAAUACACCAGGAUAUCGUUGUCUGGGCGGCGCUUGAAGGUGUGUGAAUAAAAAUGUUGGAAAAGGUGGAAGAAUUCAACAUGGACAAAGUGAUUGACGAGUUUGAGGAACUCACCAAGGAUGCUGAAAGGGUUCAGAGGGAGACGCUUAGAAGGAUCUUGGAAGACAAUGCUUCAGCUGAAUACUUGCAGAAUCUCGGUCUUCAUGGAAGAACCGAUCCUGAGAGUUUCAAGGCUCACGUCCCUCUGGUUACCCACAAGGAAUUGGAGCCUUAUAUCAUCAGAAUCAUUGAGGGCGAUGCCUCUUCCAUUCUCACUGGAAAGCCAAUCACAACAAUGUCUUUAAGUUCUGGAACUACACAGGGGAAGCCAAAGUACGUACCCUGGAACGAUGAAUUAUUUGAAACCACAAUGCAGAUAUAUCGGACCUCUUUUGCCUUUAGGAACAGAGAGUUCCCAAUAAAAAAUGGUAAAGCCUUGAGCUUUAUAUAUAGCAGCAAGCAGUUCAAAACAAAAGGUGGUCUGGCGGCUGGAACUGCCACAACCAAUGUGUUCCGAAAUGCGCAGUAUAAACAUGCAAUGAAGGCACUUCAGUCCCAAUGUUGCAGCCCAGAUGAAGUAAUAUUUGGUCCAGAUUUUCAUCAAUCAUUGUACUGCCAUCUGUUGUGUGGCUUACUUUUCCGUGAGGAGGUCCAGCUGGUGUCUUCUACAUUUGCACAUAGCAUUGUCCAUGCAUUUAGAACCUUUGAGCAAGUUUGGGAAGAGCUCUGCAGUGACAUCAGAGAAGGGGUCCUCACAAGCAGAGUCACCGUUCCAUCCAUUCGAAUGGCCAUGUCUAAACUUCUUAACCCAAACCCGGAGUUAGCUAACCUGAUUGGAAAGAAAUGUAUGGGACUGAGCAACUGGUAUGGGCUAAUACCGGAGCUUUUUCCCAAUACUAAGUACAUCUAUGGGAUCAUGACCGGGUCAAUGGAGCCUUAUUUGGAAAAGUUGAAGCACUAUGCUGGGGAUUUGCCUUUAUUGACUGCUGACUAUGGGUCUUCUGAAGGAUGGAUUGCAGCAAAUGUGAACCCAAAACUACCCCCUGAAUUGGCCACUUAUGCGGUGCUUCCUCAUAUUGGUUACUUUGAGUUCAUCCCUCUCACUGAGCUGGAGCAAACCAAUUUCCUCGGUGUUGAUCCUCAACUGGUGGGCCUGACUGAGGUGAAGGUUGGUGAGGAAUAUGAGAUUGUUAUCACCAAUCCAGCAGGUCUGUAUCGGUAUCGGCUUGGGGACGUGGUCAAGGUCAUGGGGUUCCAUAACUCAACCCCAGAGCUCAAGUUUGUUCGUCGUAGCAGCCUUCUGCUUACGAUUAACAUUGACAAGAACACUGAGAAAGAUCUGCAGUUGGCUGUAGAGGCAGCAGCCAAACUAGUAGCAGGAGACAAACUGGAAGUUAUUGACUACACAAGCCAUGUGGAUUUAUCCACUGAGCCAGGGCACUAUGUGAUCUUCUGGGAGAUCAAUGGUGAAGCUAGUGAAGAACUACUUAGUGAAUGCUGCAACUGUCUGGACAGGUCUUUCGUUGAUGCAGGCUACACCAGCUCUCGCAAGGUUAACUGCAUUGGGGCCCUCGAACUCCGAGUUGUCAGGAGGGGAACAUUCCAAAAGAUAUUAGACCACUUCCUAGGAUUAGGAGCUGCUGUCAGCCAAUACAAGACACCAAGGUGUGUAGGCCCCACGCAUGGCAAAGUGUUGCAAAUCUUGAGUGAGAAUGUUGUGAAGAGCUAUCUCAGUACUGCUUUCAAUUGAUGAAAUCACUGUAGAAAAAAAUAUUGCAAUUUGCAAAACUUUCUUAAUCUAUCAAAUCCCACAACUAUCUUCAA
Molecule: messenger RNA, 2039 nt
Organism: Prosopis cineraria
Lineage: Eukaryota; Viridiplantae; Streptophyta; Magnoliopsida; Fabales; Fabaceae
Product: jasmonoyl--L-amino acid synthetase JAR4-like
Exons: 5
Coding region: 229-1965 (578 amino acids)
Cellular component (GO): cytoplasm
Molecular function (GO): acid-amino acid ligase activity
Source: RefSeq, a predicted model, not a curated record